This is a messenger RNA of Nasonia vitripennis (jewel wasp), 1852 nucleotides long. RefSeq lists its product as uncharacterized. Lineage: Eukaryota; Metazoa; Arthropoda; Insecta; Hymenoptera; Pteromalidae. The transcript is spliced from 4 exons. The coding region runs from base 1261 to 1773 and encodes 170 amino acids. The record is from RefSeq and is a predicted model, not a curated record.
CUCCUCCUCAUUUAACCGCUCGCUGUCUCGAAGUUUCUUCUUAAUCCGUGUUCUUUGUGCUUUGCUGUACGUUUCAUACGGUUGCUUUAGCAUAUUAAAGUUGAUUCUCACAAUUAAAGCUCGAACGCACGCAGCGGAUCAAUCUCGAAUGCCUCUUUGGUAGAUGUUGUUAUAAUGAUAGGUUAUACGGUUUGUUAUUGAAAAUUCAAUCCUUACGUCGAAAGCGUCUUUUGUUUACGUUAGUCAUUGCGGAUACUAACCUACGCGAAUGACAUAUUUUUCAAAGCGGAAAAAUGUACGCUCUCGUCCUUUGGAAAGAUAAGUCAAGAACCACUAGCGUAUUUCCACUCGAACACAUUAAAAAAGAGGAAGAAAAAGUGCUUGCAAAAUCGGGAGAAGAUUGGUACGAGGCCGAUUUAAUGUUGGAAUACGGUAAGUGAGAUUUCAUGCUCAACGCGUAAUCACACAAACUUAACCUCGUGAGCAACAAUUUAACUAGAUGUAACACUUAUUAUAGACGAUAUUGAGUUUUUAAAUGACGUGCCGAUAUCAACAAAGGCGAAUUUUUGAGUCGAAAAAAUAUAAAUAAAACUUCAGAACAUCUCAUCCCCAAAAAAAGAGAGAUAAAAGCUAAUAAUAGAUUGAAGAAUAAGAUGGUUACUGACAACAUGAAAAAGAAUAACAAGCAAUUAUUUUAUCCGUCGAUAUAUUCUGAUACGAGCGACGAUGAAGUUACAACAGGUAAAAAUAAUCACGACGAUAACAAGAAAGCUGACAAGAAGGCAGUUGAGACACAUGAAGAAAUGGAACAGACCGAGUAAGAUCAAAAGUUUUUUUUUAGUUAUGUACAAAACGUGGGGGCGGCGCCUGUCAAAGAGUCUCCUGCAUCACCGCGACACAUCUCAGCGCGCAGCACAACUCAAACGAUCCGGGCCUAAUAAGCCCUUCUGCAUUCAUCGACAAGCUCUUUUUACGCCGCAAGGAUUUCAGAAGAGCACCGAGGGACUCGCGCCGUCCGCCGGAGCAAUAUACCUAGAGCGAUAACAGUAGUAUAGUUUAUAAAUACGUUGAUACAUUUCUCAAUUUUGCAGAAAACUCAAUGAGGAAACGUCUCAUAGCUCGUCCGUAAAUUCUACAGUUCAGUCGUGUGCUUUUUGCGAAUGCCUUUCUACAGACUUACCUUAUGAUGAGAAGAUAUUAAAAAUAGCGGAAGCUGCAGCUAGUUUAUUGAGUCGCUUAGUAGAAGAGAGUGGGCGUAGAAUGCCGAAAUUAAAUAAGGUUAGAUUGCAUGGCGAUUAUGAUGUAAUGAUUGGUCGACGAAAAUUUGAUGAUAUUUUACGAUUAAAUAAAAAUAAGCCUAAAAACAUCAUUCGAGAGUUAGCGAAAGAGCUUAUUGGAGAGCAGAAAUUAGCUACACUAAGUGAAACAGCUAUAGAUGAGGACAUCGUCAAAGACAUCGUAGGAUUCACGAAUCUUAAUACAAACAGAAGCAAUCGAAUGAGUAUGACGCAAGUAAAACGUUGCAUAACCUUGUAUUGCGGUUUUUGUAAGACGAAAUUAUCGGGAAAAACAAAACUCGAUUCAGGACUAAAAAGUGCAUCUCAAGAUAAUCACAAGAAAGAAAAAUCGAGAAUAAAAUCGAUAAAAAAUCAUACGCAGAAAGUAAAAAUCAUUCCAAGUACAUCUGCUGAAAGUGAAGUUUUAGGGGACGUGUACGAUGAUACUCAAGAUCUUAAUGAAGAUAUCUUAAUGAAGAGCUUGCUAGCAAUAUAGAUGAUCACGAAGUUUUGAGCAGAGAGAGAGAGAGAGAGAGAGAGAGAGAGAGAGAGAGAGAGAGAGAGAGAGAGAGAGA